CCACGAAAUCUCAAUAUCUAAAUAUUUUGUUGCUUUUUCAAAAGUGAAAGAAGAGUUAGAAGUAACUACCAAAACCAGUCGGUUUAUAAAAUAUUGCGGGAGGGUUUUGUAGGGUAUUUUUUUUUUCUUCAUAAGCCAAGAAAAGACCUUUCAAAUUCACAUGUAAACUUGUUUAGUUUAUCGUUAAAGUGUGGUGAAGAUACGAAAUUUGGAUAAGAGUAAGAGGGGAAGUUGGAAAAAAAAUGGGUUCUUUGAAAAAUGAAACAGAAAGUGUGUUGCAAGAAGAAGAAGAAGAACCAAUUUUGAAAGAACAAUCACAAAAAUACUGCACCUUUCCUAUUAGAUAUCCACAACUUUGGGAAAUGUACAAGAAAGCAGUAGCCAGUUUCUGGUCUGUUGAGGAGGUUGACCUCUCUGAGGAUAUUCAGCAUUGGGAAGCCUUAUCUGAAUCUGAAAAGCACUUCAUCAGUCAUGUUUUGGCAUUUUUUGCCGCAUCAGAUGGAAUUGUUUUGGAAAAUUUGGCUGCUAGGUUUCUGAACGAUGUGCAAAUUCAAGAGGCACGCGCAUUUUAUGGUUUUCAAAUUGCAAUGGAAAAUAUUCACUCGGAGAUGUACAGCUUGCUUCUGGACGCUUUUAUCAAGGACCCAAGGCAGAAAAAUAAACUUUUUAAUGCAAUUGACAGCAUUCCUUGUGUCUCACAAAAGGCCAAGUGGGCUUUGAAUUGGAUACAGAGUUCCAGCUCAUUUGCUGAGAGGCUUGUAGCUUUUGCAUGUGUUGAAGGAAUUUUCUUUUCAGGAAGCUUUUGUGCUAUCUUUUGGCUGAAAAAGAGAGGGUUGAUGCCAGGAUUGGCUUACUCAAAUGUGCUCAUUUCUAAGGAUGAGGGUCUCCACCGUGACUUUGCUUGCCUUCUAUAUAGUAUUAUGCGAAAUCAAUUGACUAGGCAAAAGGUUCAUCAAAUUGUGCAUGAAGCGGUCGAAAUUGAAACUGAAUUUGUCUGUGAUGCCCUUCCCUGUGCAUUGAUUGGCAUGAAUGCAGAACUAAUGAGUCAGUACAUAAAGUUUGUUGCUGAUCACCUCCUGGUUGCCUUAGGGUACGACAAGAAGUAUAAUGUUGAAAACCCUUUUGAUUGGAUGGAAUUUAUUUCUCUUCAGGGCAAAUCCAACUUCUUUGAGAGAAGAGUUGCUGACUAUCAGAAGGCUUCUGUGAUGUCAAGCUUGCAAGACAAUGGCAAGAAUUUUGAGUUCAAACUGGAUGAAGACUUCUAGAGUUUUUUUCUUCCCUAGCAUCACCUUGAUGCUGAAAGAUGGCAUUUUCUUGUGGUAAUAUUAUUCAUCAAAGAUCAUAUUGUUAAUAGUCCAUACCUUUUUCUGAUCACUUUUAGAAGGGCAAUUGAUUGCCUUCAUGUGAAGAAAAAGUAAAGUUUAUUUGCCAAACAUGAUGGUUUUGGUAGUUAAUGAGUAUUGAGUAGACUUUGAAAACUAUGUGAAACUAAUUGUCCAUACACUUGUUGCCAAGUAGGGGUAAAGGUAUUGAAAAAUCAUCUUUAGGUGGAUUGGCUUAAUCAUCAUUUGGUUUUCACUUCAUGUCCA
Solanum pennellii is the source of this 1589-nucleotide messenger RNA. RefSeq names its product ribonucleoside-diphosphate reductase small chain A. The coding region runs from base 243 to 1265 and encodes 340 amino acids. Gene Ontology annotation, molecular function: oxidoreductase activity. Gene Ontology annotation, biological process: deoxyribonucleotide biosynthetic process. NCBI's taxonomy places the organism in Eukaryota, Viridiplantae, Streptophyta, Magnoliopsida, Solanales, Solanaceae. The record is from RefSeq and is a predicted model, not a curated record. The transcript has 9 exons.